Molecule: messenger RNA, 1743 nt
Organism: Suillus discolor
Lineage: Eukaryota; Fungi; Basidiomycota; Agaricomycetes; Boletales; Suillaceae
Product: auxin efflux carrier
Exons: 8
Coding region: 53-1570 (505 amino acids)
Biological process (GO): transmembrane transport
Cellular component (GO): membrane
Source: RefSeq, a predicted model, not a curated record
CAGGCUCCUUCGACUCGUUGGGAUAUUAUCACAACUCGCGACUCAUCCAAUCAUGGGCAGCAUCGUCUUCGGUAACUUGCUUUGGAUUUCUGUCCAACCGCUCAUACGCAUGUUCUUGUGCGUAGCAUGCGGAUUCGGAAUCACGAAGGCAGGCUUGUUACCCGCCAUGGCAUCUCGCGGGAUGGGGCAAGUUAUCAUAAAUGUUAUGGUUCCAAGCCUGAUGUUCUCGACGAUCAUACCAUCGUUCCAUUCAUCAAACAUUGCCGAACUCGGCCCUCUUGUUAUCAUUGCAGUGAUAUAUAUGCUGAUCGGUAUAACGCUGUCGUGGAUCAUCAAGCAACUCUUUUGGGUUCCUCACAGAUUUCGGUAUGGAAUUCUAAUGGCUGGAGGAUGGGCGAAUAUCGGUGAUAUACCUAUCUCUGUGGCCCUGAGCGUAACGGCGUCAGCUCCUUUCAAUGGAACUAAUGAUGAGAACCUGGCAGUAGGCUACAUCGCUGUUUUUAUGCUGGUGUUCUACAUCACGCUGUUUCCUCUUGGCGCAUACCGGUUGAUUAUAAUGGAUUUCGAUGGUCCUGACUUGGACAAUGAUCGAGUCAAGGAGAGGCUGAGCGCCAAACACUCGAGGAUUCUGUCGAGACUUACUGCUGGAUUUGUCUACCUCAGGCGGAUCCUUCUCUUUAGCCAUUCACCGGUCAGGGAAGUUCAUACCGAAGUCGGUCAGAAUAGUACUGGCGAAAAAGAGUCUCCUCAUGCGACAUCCACGCAUGAGGACUCUGUCACCACGUGUUAUAAACCACCGGAGCAGGAAGAAAUCGCAGUAUCGAUAUCGACGAAUGAAGAACUGCCUACUUCUCCCUCGUUUACAUCAAUACAGCCCGGUCCGGUUUUGACUGACAAAGCCCACAAAGUCUCCACAUCUACCACUAGUCUUCCGGAAUCGCUCGCUGGGCACGUCGCAGUGACGCAUGUUCAUUGGUUCAACAAGUUUAUCAAUCUGACCUCGGGAUUUUUGCGAUCCGCCAUGAGUCCCCCGUCUUUGUCGAUCAUCCUCUCAUUCACCAUCGCCAUCAUUCCUCCAUUGAAGGCGCUUUUUGUUCCAGGCGUUCCAGGCACCCAUAUACCUUCAGCGCCUGAUGGUCAACCUCCACUGGCCCUUAUCAUGAAGACGUGCACCUUUCUUGGUAGCGCAUGCGUGCCGAUGGGUUUGAUCAUCCUUGGGUCUGCUCUCGCCAGACUAAGCGUCCCGCGAAACCAGUGGAGUACUCUCCCUCUCUGUGCCAUCGGGAGUGUUGCUAUUGGCAGACUCGUCAUGAUACCUGUGCUUGGCACCCUUAUUUGCCAGCAAUUCACGCGUGUCGGACUGAUAGAUCCCUCCAACAAUGUGCUCAGAUUUGUCUGCAUCCUCAUGUCGGGUUUGCCUUCUGGGACCACGCAGGUGUUAUUGACUCAAGUGUACUCUGGGACGGGUAAUGCUGAGCAUUUGGCAGCGUUUCUGAUACCCCAGUACAUCAUCAUGUUUGUAUCGAUGACGGUCCUCACUACUCUGACACUUGAUAUUCUGUUUGUAUGAUGCCCUGAAGCAGGGAUGUAUGGAUCGCGUUGUGUGCAGAUCUAGAUAAUGCGGCGAAUAGACGGUUGUCGUUUUUUCUUUUGGCCAGUCGGACAGAGCAUGAUGAGUCCGUACUGCACGUAUGCGAUGUAGAAUAUACUAGAGCACCUGAAACUGUAUUUACGACCUCAAGA